Messenger RNA from Vidua chalybeata, 1917 nucleotides. RefSeq names its product Wnt family member 16 (gene WNT16). NCBI's taxonomy places the organism in Eukaryota, Metazoa, Chordata, Aves, Passeriformes, Viduidae. Bases 195 to 1280 code for a protein of 361 amino acids. The transcript is spliced from 4 exons. The record is from RefSeq and is a predicted model, not a curated record. Gene Ontology annotation, biological process: canonical Wnt signaling pathway; cell fate commitment; multicellular organism development. Gene Ontology annotation, molecular function: frizzled binding; cytokine activity. Gene Ontology annotation, cellular component: extracellular region.
CCCUCCCUGUCAGCCCAGCCUCCCCAGGAGGGCCGUCCGACGGCCCAGGCUCGCCUCGCCGGCUGCCUCCUGUCCCUGGAGGGGCAGAAACCCGAGUAGGGGGGUGCCCCUGGGUACAGUCCCCCUCGGUCCCUGCUGCCCGGGGCCGGGCCGUGGGCAGGGGCGGCUGCACGGCGGGGCUGGAUGCGGCUGCCAUGGGGCGCGGGGCUCCCCUCGGACCGUGCCUGCUGCGGGCAGUGCUGCUGCUCGCCCUCUGCCCCGCCGCCGGCAGCACCUGGAUGUGGCUGGGCAUCGCCGCGGCCGGCGGGCCCGAGAAGCCGGGCUGCGCCAGCCCUCCGCUGAGCCGCCGGCAGCAGGACGUGUGCGAGCAGAAGCCGGAGCUGAUGCCCGCGAUCCGAGAGGGAGCGCGCCUGGGCCUCCAGGAGUGCCGCAGGCAGUUCCGACACGAGCGCUGGGACUGCCGCUCGCCGCCCGCCGCCCGCCGCGGGACCGCCGCCCCCGCCGCCUUCGGGCAGCAGCUCAGCAGCGGCACGAAGGAGACCGCGUUCAUCUCGGCAGUGACGGCGGCUGGGCUCGUGCACUCGGUGACGCGGUCGUGCAGCGCGGGGAACAUGACCGAGUGCUCCUGCGAUGUCACCCUGCAGCACGGCGGCUCGGCCAGCGAGGGCUGGCACUGGGGCGGCUGCUCUGACGAUAUCCACUAUGGAAUGUCCUUCAGCAGAAAGUUCCUGGAUGUGCCGUUCAAGAACGUAACAGGCAAGAGUGGGAGCGGGCUGGUGGCGAUGAACCUGCACAACAACGAGGCUGGGAGGCAGGCUGUAGCAAAACUGAUGUCUGUGGAUUGCCGUUGUCAUGGUGUUUCUGGGUCCUGUGCUGUGAAAACUUGUUGGAAAACCAUGCCAUCCUUUGAAAAGAUUGGCCGGUUUUUAAAGGAUAAGUAUGAAAACAGCAUACAAAUAUCAGACAGACUGAAAAAAAAGCUACGCAGGAAAGAGAAAAGCCAGAGAAAAAUACCAAUUGGGAAGGAGGACCUGCUGUAUGUAAACAAAUCACCCAAUUACUGUGUCGAAGACCAAAAACUGGGGAUCCCUGGAACUCAGGGAAGAGAAUGUAACCGCACUUCACAGGGACCUGAGGGCUGUAACCUGCUGUGCUGUGGGCGUGGGUACAACACCCACGUUGUCAGGCACGUGGAAAGGUGCGAGUGCAAGUUUGUCUGGUGCUGCUACGUGCGCUGCAGGAGGUGCGAGACCAUGACCGACGUACACACCUGCAAGUAAGAUGAAGUACAGGAAACAUGGCCAAACCAUCCACCCUGUGUAGUGCACACAGCUGCUGCAGGGGCAGCAAUCACUGUUACCAUGUGGGAUUUCAGAGGGAUCGGCCUCAGGGGGAACAGGUACUGCCAGACAAUGGGUAUCCAAGCAUGCCUCAACUGAAACGACAGCUGAGUAAAUAUCAGGCUGCAUGCAGGGACAGCUUAAACAGCAAAAAGGACUCCUGAUGACACAUUUGAACAUUUUAACAUGUUACUCCAUAAGCAGAGACAGAUGCUAAACUUUUCAAGUAUUUAAUAGACACAAUGUCCUGAAGAUCCGUGUGGUGGCUAGGUACAGUGGAGAAAUCUCAAGAUCUCAUUAGCCUGAGAGUUAAGAGAGUUUGUAAGACACAUUAGACAUAGUGCUCAUGUCUGUGCUUUUAAAACUGGGACUAGAUGGAUCCACUAGUUAGUUCAUUUCUGCAGACUUCAGAAAAACCCACAAAGAUAGGGAAAGAGACAAAGAUAGGGAAAGAGUUCAGCUGUUGACCACGAAGCAUUUGCUUUGCAGCCGUUCAGAAAACUGCCUUCUGCAAAGUGUGCAGAAAAGCAUCAGGAAGCGAGGAAUGUCUGUGACUGCAGAGAGCUCAGCAGUGUCU